Molecule: messenger RNA, 1176 nt
Organism: Trypanosoma theileri
Lineage: Eukaryota; Euglenozoa; Kinetoplastea; Trypanosomatida; Trypanosomatidae
Exons: 1
Coding region: 1-1176 (391 amino acids)
Source: RefSeq, a predicted model, not a curated record
AUGGUAGUACAACAACGCUUUUCGUUUGAACAACUCCGACAAGAACGAUUUGAGUCUAUACUGAAUGAUUCCUUCUUUAAGGAAGUACAGGACAGAUGGGGUUUACAUCUAAACACACGUCUCUGUGCUUUUCGUUUUCAACUUGAAGAGGAUCACUUCAAUGGUGGUAUGAACAGUAGUGUACUAGGACCUCUUCGAUUCUCUGGUUUUCAUAAAGGACUUUUACAGGAAUUUCUUUCUGCUCUCUUUGAGUCUACAGUCGUGCAAGAGGCACUUGGACUGAAGGCUUCUUCUUCUUCUUCUAAUUAUCAUCAUAGUAAUAAUAAUAGUAGUAAUAAGCGUGGUGGUGUGGAGUACAGUGAGCUUAACUGCAAUUGGAUAACGUUGGAUCCAUUUAAACGUCUUGUGGAGGCUGGAGUGGUGCGUUGUGUUGAAGGGAACGAUAAAGAUCACUCGGAUUCUAUUUAUAAUAAUAAUAAUAAUAAUAAUAAUAAUAAUAAUGAUCGUGUGGAACCUUUUGAUGGUGUUCGAAUGCCUAUUGUAAAGAGAGGGGAUAUGUAUCUCCCGCAUGAUAUUCCCGUCACGGAUGAACUACGAGCUUUAUUCUUAUUAGUAAAUAACACCGCCGUAUGCCGUGAAGAUAAUGAUGAUUAUGAUGAUAUGGAUAUGUUCUCUUAUAGUGCCGCAGCUCAAAUCCCUAUUUCAGAAUUACGUCUACUUUUUAAUAAAAAAGAGCGGGCAGAGUUUUUAUAUCAUAUUGUUUGGCGUUUUGUUGCUGGUGGUGGUACAAACAAUCAGUGGGAUGAUGAUUUCACAGUCUAUUUGGAAGCCGCUCGUAUGUGGUAUAAGACUCUUGUCGCUAUUCGAGCUAUUCCAUUAAAGGAUUCAACUAGAAGAAAUACUAAUCAAAAUAAUAAUAAUAAUAAUAAUAAUAAUAAUAAUAAUACUGAUAGUGAUGAUGGGGAUAAUGUAAUGGAUGAACCUGAUCGUGAUGUGGACGGGGGAAAUACCACGUUAAUUCCUGAAGUCAUAUCUACAGUGGUAUCUGUACAGGAAGUGAAUGGACUGCGGCUCUUUGCUCGCAGUGAUGAGGCAGAACCGAGUAAUCUAAACUACUGCUAUGUCUGUAUUAAUCCAGUACUUGCAGAAGUAGUGAUAUGGUAUCACUGUUUUUAG